Messenger RNA from Doryrhamphus excisus (bluestripe pipefish), 9505 nucleotides. RefSeq names its product lysine (K)-specific methyltransferase 2Ba (gene kmt2ba). Gene Ontology annotation, biological process: positive regulation of DNA-templated transcription. Gene Ontology annotation, molecular function: zinc ion binding; protein binding; DNA binding. Gene Ontology annotation, cellular component: nucleus; histone methyltransferase complex. NCBI's taxonomy places the organism in Eukaryota, Metazoa, Chordata, Actinopteri, Syngnathiformes, Syngnathidae. The record is from RefSeq and is a predicted model, not a curated record.
AAUGACAACCUGCGUGGGAGUUUGAACCUGAAAUCCAAAUGUUUCUAUGUGGUGCUAGAAUGAAACAACGUACGAGCUAAAGUCGCAUUAGCAAAGCAAACAAGGCUGAGGAAGUUAGCUUUCCCAUGAUGCACCCGUCCUCCCUUCCUAUCUCGCGCCUUCUGCCAGAAAGAGACGCGGUCCAUCUUGCGUGUUCCGUCUUCGCUGCUGUUGCCCAGCGCGCUUCGUUGUGCUGAAUAAUAAUGGCGGCGUCGGGAGGCGGAUUAUCGUCGCCCACCAGCGUCGCGGCUGCGAUGAACGCUCAAACUGUCGCCCGGGCUCGCUUCCCGGGCAGGCCGUGUACGAGCCGCAUCAGUCGGCUGAGGCCGGGGAAGCGAACCAAACGCGGAAGACUGAGCUCGGACGACGGGGAGACGUCGGACGCAGGGCCGAGGCCUGCAGACGCCGGCCUCCCGUUGAGCGAGGACCCGGCCUUGCUGCGCCUUCUCGGGGUGACGGAGAAGUACACGCGGCGGAGAGAGGCGGGCUUCGACUCCAGCCACAGCGAAGAGGAAGAAGAUUUUGAUGGCUUUGGAGCCCCGAAAGGUCGUCAGCACAACAAAGUGAAGCCUCCCGAAGACCGUUGCCCUUCACCCAAACCUCUUCUUGGAAAAAUACUCCCCAGAACUUCCCCCAAAUCUACGUUGGUUGGGAAAAUAGUACGAAGGACUCCCAAAGAAGAGGCUGCCAACAAAGGGAAAGGGCUAAAAGGCAAAGGGACACCAAAGGCGGGACAUUCAGACGAGCACGCCCCAGGCAGCUUGAAGUCAGACGACAAAGCCGGGGCCGCACAGCAGGGUGACACACACGCCUCCAAGGUCAAAGUGGACCAUGAGGUGUCGCAGGAUGCCGUGCCGCCGAGGAAGCGUGGGAGGGGCUUUCCGCUCGGACACAACAGGCUGACCGUGUCGUCUUUGCAGCGACGCCACAGGAAGAGGAAGGGCAUGGCUGCUUCCCCGGAAAUUGGAGAGGAAGCCGGCGUGCUGAGCGGACAGGAAGCGGCGAUGCCCCUGGAGGGGACGUCCCCGAUGUCGUCGGAGCAUCGCGCGCACAAGAGACACUCCCGCAAGUCUUUGUUUGGCUACAAAAGAAAGACGCCUAAAAACGCCUCCCCCGCCACCGCCAGCCCAAAGAGGACCAAACGUGCAAAGCAUGUUUUUUACACCUAUGUUACAGACCCCGCCCCCACCGCGCCGCCAGAAGCCGACCUCGGUUCCCUUUUUGACCGAGUCCAAGCCAACGCUGCUGUGACGACGGCGCGGUCCUCACGCGUCAUCAAAACACCAAAGAGGUUCCUGGAUGAGGGACUUGACUCUUUUCCGAGGGGCAAUUUGUCCUCAUGGCGGAAGAAUCAACAGCGGGAGGACGAGAAGACCAGCACAUCCUCCCAUGAAUCUGCUUGUGACAUCGACACCAUCUCUGCGGUGGACAGCCCCUCGGCUGUUGCUGCUAAGCUGACGCCGCCACCCGGUCACGGCACCAGUCACCUGGAGUUCUACAAGAACCUCAAGAGGCUCACCCUGAAGCUGGCGGAGAGGAGAGGCCAGUUCGUCCCUCAGCAGAGCGAGGGCACUCACUCCGCCGUUGUCAACCCGCCCGUCAAACGGCGGCGCAAGUCAAAACUCACCAUGGAGGAGAUGGACUCGCCUGGGGUGGUGAGAAAGCUGGCUGUGUCGCUUAGCGGCAACGUCAAGACGUCCUCCCAGACCUCGCAAGUGGACACGGACAAAAACGAUGAAGCAGGAAGCGGAGCAGGAAGCGGGGAAGCUCGGCAGGCGGUGGAGGCCAUUCCCAGCCAUCGCGUUGGUCUCAGCGGAGCCAAUAAGAGGAUGCUGCACCUUCUGAAGAAAGCCAAAGUGCAGCUCAUUAAGAUCGAUCAGCAGAAGCAGUUCAAGUUGCAGCUGAGCUCCAGCCAGACCCACGUGACAGUGAGUCGGAGGAGGAAAAGGAGAGUCAACCUGUCUCCUAAACUUGGCACUUCUCAGGAGCAGCCGCUACGGGGUCCCAGGAUCAAGCAUGUGUGCCGGGCGGCCGCGGUCGCGCUGGGCCAGCCCCGCGCCAUGGUGCCAGACGACAUCCCUCGCCUCAGCGCGCUGCCGCUCCACGAGAGGGAGGGGAUCGCCCUGUCGCCCGCCGUAGAGGAUGUUGCAGAUGAUGAUGAUGAUGAUGAUGACAUCUCUGAUCAAGGCAGGGCUCAGUGGAUUGUCUCUCAGGAACCCCUCCAGCGAAGGCGGCGGGGCAGGAGGCGGGGCCACAAGUUCAAAAAGAGGAAAGUACUGAGCCGGUACGCGCCCGGCGGUGUCCGCUCGCGCCGCUGCGGAAGGUGCAAAGGCUGCUUGGUCGACAGCGACUGCGCCAAGUGCAUGAACUGCCGCGACAAGCCCAAGUUUGGGGGGCCCAACAAGAAGCGACAGUGUUGCAUAUACAGGAGGUGUGCACGCAUCGAGCAGGCAAAGACGGAGCGCAUUGUCAAACAGUUCAAAGUCCGGGCCAGGCGCAUGUCUGCCCCCAUGUCCAGCAGUGAGGAUGCCAACUGGCAGAAUGACUCGUACAAGCCCUCGCCCGUCACGCCCAAUAAAAUCCGGAAAGAGUCCCUGCGCAACAUCACGCCACGCUCCUAUUGGAACCUGCUCAAGUCCGAAUCUGACGAGGAACAGGAAGAAGUGAAGAAGUUGUUCAAGGCGAGCAAGCCGGCCGAUGCCCGCCCUCCAAGUGGACUCCUGGGAUCACGGGACCACCCUCCCCAGGAGGCUGUGAAGCAACGUCGGCCAUUCUCCAAAGCAGGUCCAGGCCGGCCAAGAGCUAAUAAGAAUCCUUCUGAGUGCACGUCAGUGAACGCCCUCGCGGGUUUCACUAACGGUUUCCCGCAGAAGGGCUCAGUGCAGGACAAGAACAAGAUCCGUGUGGAUUUUAAGGAGGACUGUGCCGUGCAGAAUGUGUGGCUCAUGGGCGGGCUCAGCAUCCUCACGUCCGUCCCAACCACACCUCAGCCAGUAUGCCUGCUCUGUGCCAGCAAGGGACGACAUGAUAUGAUCUACUGCCAGAUAUGCUGCGAGCCCUUCCACAGCUUCUGCCUAUCGACUGAGGAGCGCCCUCUGCAGGAGAACAAGGAGAACUGGUGCUGCAGGCGCUGCAAAUUCUGCCACGUGUGUGGGCGUAGGAGCAAAAUCUCAAAGCCUGUGUUGCAAUGCAGAAGAUGCCAAACAUCCUACCAUCCUUCCUGCCUGGGACCGACAUACCCAAAGCCCAUGAACUGCAGCCUGCCCUGGGUCUGCAUGACGUGUAUCCGUUGUAAAAGCUGUGGCAUUACUCCUGGAAAGUCAUGGGAAAUUGCCUGGAACCACGAAGAGAACUUCUGUCCCGAUUGUGCCGUUCUCCACCAGAAAGGCCACUUCUGCCCGGUCUGCAACAAGUGUUACGAUCACAGCAGCCGGCCCCCGCAGAUGAUUCAGUGUUCCAAAUGUAGCCACUGGGUGCACCACGCAUGCGAGGGGCUUUCGGAGGAGCUCUACGGCCUGCUGUCCAGCCAAGCUGAAAGGGGGGGGUUCACUUGCUCCCCCUGCUGCCAGCAUGUCAAAGAAAACAGCAGCUUGACGGAGCGUCUGCACAGCCGACUGCUGGUCGGCUUGGAGGAGGUUCUCACUGGCCUCCUCACCUCUAACACCAGCCAGCACCUCAGGCUCUGCAAAACGUGUCAGGAAAGGAAGGGGACGGAUUGUAACGGGGAGCAGCCAUCAGUGUGUGACCUACAAGCCAUGCACACAAAGUUAAAAGGGGGCGGCUACUCUUCUAUUAAAGAUUUCCAUGCAGAUAUUGUCUCCGUCAUGAGGACAUGGCUGAAGGAGGAGGAGAACUCUCCCUUUGUGGCCGAGAGGCCAACCAGUCACGCGAGGGAGUACUACGUCAAACUAAUGGUACAAGUAUUCAGCUGGCUCCCUGGAUACUACCAAAACAAGUUGAGCUCAUUCUCUGAGCACACGCCAAGUGGCAUGUUCCCCGAGGCCGUCCUCCCCCCUUCGAAGGAGCACAGCUAUGCACAGUGGACCAAGAGGACGUGCCAGCCGAGGGAAUGCAGAGGGCCGCAGGCAGGGAAGGCCGACCCGCCAGGUGUGAAGAACGACUGGGAGAGCAAAGAUGGCCGGCAGUGUGCCUUGUGCCAACAGUACGGUGACUCGGCUCCCAGGGAAGGAGGCAGACUGUUGUACAUGGGCCAGAAUGAGUGGGCCCACAUUAACUGCUGUCUUUGGUCUGCUGAAGUUUAUGAGCGCAACGGGGCUCUUUUCCAAGUCCACACUGCCGUUUCCAGGGGCCGCCACUUGCGUUGUGAUGGUUGUGGGCAGUCGGGGGCCACGGUGGGGUGCUGCCUUUCCACCUGCCAAAGUAAUUUCCACUUCAUGUGCGCUCGAGCCCAAGACUGCGUGUUCCAGGAGGACAGGAAGGUGUACUGCUUUAAGCACAGAGACCUCGUCAGCGUGGAGAUGGUGUCUGGGCAAGGAUUUGAAGUCCCUCGACGGGUCUAUGUGGACUUUGAAGGCAUCACUCUCAAGCGAAGGUUCCUCACAGGACUUGAGCCCGAAUCUAUAAAUAUGACCAUUGGGUCCCUGCAGAUUCAGAAACUCGGCGUGUUGACGGAGCUGUCAUCAAAUGGACGGAUGUUAUAUCCUGUUGGAUACAUAUGUUCUCGCUUGUACUGGAGCACCGUGGAUCCGCGCAGACGGUGCAGGUACACCUGCAAGGUGACAGAAGUCAGCACGCCGCUACCUGGUGAGGAACCGGAUCUAAAGUGCGAUCAGGGGGAGAAUCACACCAUCGUCCACAGCCCCAACUUCUACGAAGAGACUCCCGACAGUUUCAGCACCUCAUCCAGUCCACUGACCUCGUCUACGCCGUCGCCCAACUCCAAACACAACACACCUGCAUCCAAACACCCCGGCUACUCGCAGACCAGGAGACCAGCAGGAGGAUCAUCGCGACCCCUCCCAUCUCCAGGUUCGGCCUCUUCCAAACUGCAUCCAAUCCUCACCCUGCGUGACCUGGACAGCACUCAGCGUCGCCGAAGGCCGUCGGCAAGGAGCCGCUGCAGCUCCUCCCCGACUGACAGCGACCCCUCUGGCCCCAUGACCCUGCGUUCGGGCGGAACCGUCCACUCCCGAUGCGCCCUGUUUAGCUCCCCUCCCAGAUCCUCAAACGUGCCACCGGCCUCUCCUCCCCUGUCGCGACAAAGCUCGCUCUCCCCAGUUUGGAGCUCCCCGCCGCGAUCCAUUUCCGCAGUGUUGCCCCCUCUCCACAUGUCCCCAAGAGGGAGGCACGCCUUUAAGAUAACCACUCUGGUGUCUGCUGAGGUUCCUCAAGACUUCUUGGCGUCAUCCGAGGCGGAGGAUGCCGCCGUGGCGACGGCCAACGGGAUCUCGCUCGCUCCUGACAACACGGAGGAAGUGGCGCAUCUGAUGACACAGGAACUGCCCUACUCCGUGUUUGACACCGACACCGACGUGGCGGUGGCCUCUGUGCUGAACGCCAAGCUGGAGUUUGACGAGACUCUGCUCACUGAUAACCUGGUAUUGAACUGUGGCGCACCGGAGGGGCGGCUGGAUUUGGGCAUGCAGGGCGUGGAGGUGCAGGAGAAGAGCCAGGUGGACUCGGAAGACGACGAUUCUGCCCACCACAUCACACUCACCCGCACCGUGGUGUGCGACGCCGCCGGCAGCGCACAGCCUUCCACACUGCCCUCAACACACUCCAUUCCCCAGCUCGACGGGGCGGACGACGGCUCCGAGAGCGACCAGAGCCAGGAGGCGAGCGACCACGAAGGUCCACACGGUGAAAGCUCUCACAACCACGACAACCCCAACACGCCCACGAAGCAGCUGGCGGUUGCGCUCCAGAGGCUGGAGUCUUUUUAUGAGGCGUCAACGUCGCAACACGGCGCCAGCGAGGCGGGCGACUUCCAGCAAGAUCCAUCACUGCCGGUUUUUCUCGACGCUUUGGAUCCGUACAUGUCUGUUCAAAGCGAGGAGGUUCUGUUGGACAACGAAACGCCGGCCAAGGACUCCGCCACUCACGCCAAAGCUGACCAUGACGACGCCUCAUCCAUAGACUCCACCGAGGGCUUUAAAGAUGACGCAAAAGAUCCAGACUACACCCCCAAACCUACAAGCCCGCCACAGGUGAAAAAACUCCUCAAGAAAGUACGCCACACUCCGAGCUUCAAGUACGUGCUGCCAAAGCAGUACGUCUCCCCUCAAACUCACAAAAUCAAAGUCAUCUUGCCCGCUCAGCCAGCACGGCUUGCGGGCGGCACCCCCAUGGACGUGACUGCUGCGCCUUGUACGGUCACGGCCCCCGUCGUGUUGAACGGCGUCAGUGCUUUAAAUGUCCCGCCUGGUGCCCCGCGGGGGAAAACCAUCGCCAUCCGUUUGGACAACUCGAAGCCUGCAGUGCCGCAGCAAGCACAGCUGGUCGGCCCCGCCCAGGCCGCCCAUGCAAGUCCUCCAUCAAGCCCCCAGGUCCUGCUGGUCAACCGGCAGGGUCAGAUCCUGCUCAAAGACUCCAGAACCAACACCUAUCAGACGCUCAGUUCCAAUUCUCCCACCUACAGCAAGAUCAGUCAGAUUGCCAAGAUGCUCCACAGUCGCAACUCCUUGCAGCGAUUGGCCCCCCGUGGGGCCGACAAGCCUUGCACCAGCAGCCAGCCUACAAACGCCCCCCCUGCUGGAAACCACGCACCGCCAGCCGACAAAAAGGCCAAUAAAGUCGUCUACAAGGUGGUGCCCAUGAAACGCAUUACUAACCUGAGCUCCCCCGCCCCGGUCCUCGUCACCAUGCACCCUGAUCCUGACCCCAGUCCCGCCUCAUCCCCCGUCGCAUUGCACCCUGGUCCUGGUCCUGGUCCUGGUCCUGACCCCAGUCCCGCCGUGGCUGUGUCUGACAUCCCCAGCCAGAUGAUCAUCAACAAAGUGAUGGCCUCCCAUCGUGACCCUCUGAGGACAAAGCCCAUCAUCUUGUCCAACACCAAACGUGCGAGGGCCAAGCGCCUCCGAGCGCUCUUCCAGGAACACACAUAUCAGUCUGCACAGUGUCCAAGUGACAGCCUGCAGGCAACACCUGCACCCCCGCGCCACGUCAAGCGCACCUCCUCCGAAAAGACUUCCAGGAAGAAAUCCAAGAUGGACUUUCUGAGCGAGCCGUCCACGCCACCUGAAGCUGAGCAUCAGGAUUCCAGUGCCCCCCCCCUGAAAGAGCUUCCUGAUCUCAACAAGGAGAAUUCAACCGAGGACCAGUUCCCGAGGAUUAGCGCUCCGACGCCUCCGCCGUCUUCCAGACAUUCUCAGUUCGAUGCUGGAUCCGCUCCCGCAGCAGCGACUCAGGUCAUGGCGCACAAGUGGGUCAGUGCUCGCCACGGCAGCCUGUCGGAAUGGGACCCUGUUGCAGGUGGUAGUUCAGAGGACGAGGCUCCUUCGCCCAAAGCCAAAAGGAGCACGUACGUGAACCAGCCUCACCUGCGCUUUGAGAUCACCAGCGACGACGGCUUCAGCGUGAAAGCCAACAGCAUGGAGGUGGCUUGGCGUGCCGUCAUCGAGGGCGUCCUGGAUGCACGGGCGGACUUCCGCAUGAAGCAGCUGCCCCUGGGCGUCAUGUGCGGGCCGCGGGUGCUGGGCGUGGUCCACGACGCCGUCAUCUUCCUGCUGGAGCAGCUUCAGGGCGCCGCCCAUUGCAAGAGCCACCGCUUCCGAUUCCACCGCUGCGACGACAUCGAGGAGGAGCUUCCCCUCAACCCGAGCGGCUGCGCCCGCACCGAAGUCUACACGCGGAAAGCCACCUUCGACAUGUUCAACUUCCUGGCGUCGCAGCACAGAGCGCUCCCUGACCCCAGCCCCUUUGAUGAAGAGGAGGAUGAGUUCCCGCUUAAGUCGUCCAGGCGGGCCACCAGCAGUGAACUUCCCAUGGCCAUGAGAUUCCGACACCUGGAGAAAACCUCCAAAGAAGCAGUUGGCGUGUACAGGUCUCUCAUUCAUGGCCGAGGGCUUUUCUGCAAGAGGAACAUAGAAGCAGGAGAGAUGGUGAUCGAGUACGCCGGCACCGUCAUCCGCUCUGUGCUGACGGAUAAGCGGGAGAAAUACUACGACGGCAAAGGCAUCGGCUGCUACAUGUUCCGCAUCGACGACUUUGACGUGGUGGACGCCACCAUGCAGGGCAACGCGGGGCGCUUCAUCAACCACUCGUGCGAGCCCAACUGCUACUCGCGCGUCAUCAACGUGGACGGCCGCAAGCACAUCGUCAUCUUCGCCCUGCGCAAGAUCUACCGCGGCGAGGAGCUGACGUACGACUACAAGUUCCCCAUCGAGGACGACGAGAGCAAGCUGCGUUGCAACUGCGGGACGCGGCGCUGCCGCCGCUUCCUCAAUUGAAGCUUGAAGGUACGCUUGACGUCGUAACCCCCCGUCUCCCAUGAAGACCGGGGCUGUCUUCUCCCCGACAGACGCCACUCCUGAUUGACAUCCACGCUUCCUGUCACGGGGGCGAGGUCACGGGUGAUAUUUAUUUAGCGUGCGAGCACACCUUCCUUUCUCCUUUUUCCUUCCUCGUGAAGGUGCUGGUGACAUUGAAAGUCCCCAAAGGCCGUGACCUGACCCCCCACCCUCCCCCCCACUGGGUCCUGUCAGCCCGCUUGGCCUUGAAAGGAGGAAUACGUUGUAUCACAAAAACACCCCCCUCCUCAAAAUCCCACCUGGCAGACCACGCAACUAGACCGCCCAUGUAGACCACGCAACUAGACCGCCCAUGUAGACCACGCAACUAGACCGCCCAUGUAGACCACGCAACUAGACCGCCCAUGUAGACCACGCAACUAGACCGGCCAUGUAGACCACGCAACUAGACCGGCCAACUAGACCGCCCAUGGAGAAGCCAAAUUCUCAACUCAAGCCCCAACGGCUAACCACAACUCCAAAGCUAGGCUGAUGUACCGGGGGUGGGGGGGGGGUGGGGGGUACUGCAAGUCACCAUUGAUGCACUACACUGUUGAUGGGAAUGUCCCUUUAAUAAGCCAUUUCACUUUUCCAGUGCAUUAUUAUUUAGCCCCCCCACUCCAAACGCUUUUAUCCCCCCGUCAGCGCCUGGUCGUUGUUUUAACAUGUGGAAGUUGGGGGGGGGUCGGGGUGGGGGGGUCCUUGUCUCAUGAUGAGCUACUGACUCUCCAUCCAAAUCCUGGAUCUGUUUGUAUAGCUGACCAAUAAACGUGUACAUAAGGACACACCUUUGUUUGCAUGUGUGGAGACCCCGCCCCUCCCCACCCCCCCAUGUGUGCUCUACCUCAACAGAACAUGUAGAAGAUGUAGAGGAUGUAGAAGCGGCUCCAUUGUGGUUCUUAACAAGGUCUUGUUUACCAGUAGAGUCGGUACCAAGUACUUGAUGUCCAAACAGCUUUCACCUUCAUGCGUCAUGCCCCCCCCCCCCCCCCCCCCCC